UGACGCAAUGAGCGACGUCCGGUGCGCGCUGGCCGGGGCGUGGCUGUCGGUGCGCGCGCGGCGCGUGACGCACUUCCCGCGCGUGCUCCGCCUCCUGGCGGCGCUGGAGGCCGCGGCCCCCUCGGCCCUGAGGUACCGGCACCGGGCCAGGCUGCGGCUGGGCCUGCAGGCCGCGGUGGUGAUGGAGAUGCUGCGGGAGGCCCGGCCCGAGGCUGACGUCACUUCCGCCGUGGAGCGCUACUUCCCCGAGGGCGGCAGCGGGCAGGCAGGGGGCGGGGAGGAGCCGUGGGUCCAGGAGGCCCAAUCCGGGUUCCGGGAGCUGGUGCUGGAGCUGCUGCAGGAGCCGGGGCGGCGGCGGCGAUACCUGGAGACCCAGGCCCCCCAGGACUAUGGGGCUCGGUUCCUGGGCUCCCUGGAGGCUCUGUUCCACGAGCUGCUGCUGCGGGUGGAGAGCGCCUUGCCCCGCCCACACCUGCCCCAG
Messenger RNA from Pezoporus occidentalis (night parrot), 481 nucleotides. RefSeq names its product TERF1 interacting nuclear factor 2 (gene TINF2). The annotation marks the transcript as partial. Gene Ontology annotation, molecular function: telomeric repeat DNA binding. The transcript has 5 exons. Gene Ontology annotation, cellular component: shelterin complex. Gene Ontology annotation, biological process: regulation of telomere maintenance via telomere lengthening; telomere capping. The record is from RefSeq and is a predicted model, not a curated record. Lineage: Eukaryota; Metazoa; Chordata; Aves; Psittaciformes; Psittacidae.